Seminavis robusta is the source of this 774-nucleotide messenger RNA. The record is from the annotation of a GenBank genome assembly. Lineage: Eukaryota; Bacillariophyta; Bacillariophyceae; Naviculales; Naviculaceae.
AUGGCCUUCCGACUUGCUGCCUCUCGUACUCUUGCCCGCAGUGGAGCUGUGGUGAACACUCGUCUUCUGUCCAGUGCCGCCGCCAGUGGCGAGCUUGACCGCAUGCAUUCUGCGGAAAAUUUCGAAGCUGUUUUGGACAAGUUCGCACAGAUUCGUGCCUGUGCCGUCCUUCGUACCGCCACUUCGGAAGCAUGCCCCAAGGCCAUGCAAGCUGCCAUUGAUGGAGGAUUCAAGAUCGUCGAGUUCACCCUUACCACUCCUGACUGCCUUGACCACCUCGCUGACUUCCGUGCCAAAUAUGACGGAGACGUCAUGGUUGGAUGUGGUACCAUCAUGAACCCCGCUGAUGCUGAAAGGGCCAUUGAUGCUGGAAGUGAAUUCAUUAUCACUCCCGUCAUGCUUCCCGAAGUCAUUGAAUGGUGCCGAGACCGCAAAAUUGUCUGUGUUCCAGGAUGCCAAACUCCCACCGAAUUGCACACCGCUUACAUGUGCGGAGCUCCCCUGCAGAAGCUUUUCCCUGGAGUUGCAGGAGGUCCCAUGUGGGUCAAGGCUGUCAGCUCGGCUUUGCCCCACCUUGCCAUCAACCCAACCAGUGGAGUUGACUUGGACAAUGCUGGGGAAUUUUUGAAUCACGGAGCAGCCUCUGUGGGUCUCGUAGCCCCCCUCUUCAACCCGGAUGCGAUUGCUUCGGGAGACUGGGACCAGAUUGCCAAGAACGCUGAAAAGGUUAUGGGAAACGUCAGAGCAGCUGGACCUUACCAACGCAAGAAAUAA